Molecule: messenger RNA, 849 nt
Organism: Rangifer tarandus platyrhynchus (Svalbard reindeer)
Lineage: Eukaryota; Metazoa; Chordata; Mammalia; Artiodactyla; Cervidae
Source: the annotation of a GenBank genome assembly
AUGGAGCCGUUACCUGAGCCCGCGUCCGGGCCCCGACCCAGGCCCCACCGUCUUCUGCUUCUUUCCCUGCUAUUGCUGCUGCUGCUGCUACUGCCGGCCCCGGAGUUGGGCCCCAUACAGGCCCGAGCCGAGGACACCGACUGGGUUCGACUGCCCAGCAAAUGCGAAGUGUGUAAAUAUGUCGCCGUGGAGCUGAAGUCAGCCUUUGAGGAAACUGGCAAGACCAAGGAGGUGAUCGACACAGGCUAUGGCAUCCUGGACCGGAAGGCCUCAGGCGUCAAAUAUACCAAGUCGGACUUAAGGUUAAUUGAAGUCACGGAAACCAUUUGCAAGCGGCUCCUGGACUACAGCCUGCACAAGGAGAGGACCGGCAGCAACCGAUUCGCUAAGGGCAUGUCAGAGACCUUUGAGACGCUACACAACCUGGUGCACAAAGGGGUCAAGGUGGUGAUGGACAUCCCCUACGAGCUGUGGAACGAGACCUCGGCAGAGGUGGCUGACCUCAAGAAGCAGUGCGACGUCCUGGUAGAGGAGUUCGAGGAGGUGAUCGAGGACUGGUACAGAAACCACCAGGAGGAGGACCUGACUCAGUUCCUCUGCGCCAACCACGUGCUGAAGGGCAAGGACGCCAGCUGCCUGGCAGAGCAGUGGUCUGGCAAGAAGGGGGACACAGCCGCCCUGGGAGGCAAGAAAUCCAAGAAGAAGAGCGGUCGGGCCAAGGCCCUGGGUGGCGGCGGCAGCAAACAGAGGAAGGAGCUGGGCGGCCUCGAGGGAGACCCCAGCCCCGAGGAGGAUGAGGGCAUCCAGAAGGCUUCCCCACUCACACACAGUGCCCCGGAUGAGCUCUGA